Molecule: messenger RNA, 768 nt
Organism: Danaus chrysippus (African queen)
Lineage: Eukaryota; Metazoa; Arthropoda; Insecta; Lepidoptera; Nymphalidae
Source: the annotation of a GenBank genome assembly
AUGGUUAGUCAGCUAGUUUCAGGCAAAUUAGCAUUGGUUACUGGUGCUGGGUCAGGUAUAGGACGAGCUGCUUGCCAGGUGCUAUCAAGAGAAGGCGCCACAGUCAUAGCAGCUGAUAGAAAUUAUGAAUCUGCUUUGGAAACUAUAAAGAAACAUGCCGCUUUAGCUUCAGGCAGUAAUGCAACUGGUGACCACACUGCAGUUGAAUUAGAUGUAUCCGAUUCCAAAUCGGUUCAGAAUCUUUUAAAAUCUACAUUAAGUAUUUAUAAAACUCCACCUAAUAUUAUUGUCAACUGUGCCGGUAUUACAAAAGAUAAUUGGCUCUUGAAACUAUCAGAACAGGACUAUGAUAGUGUUCUUGAUGUUAACUUGAAGGGCACUUUCUUAGUGAUGCAGACAUUUGCUAAGGCAUUGACGGAAGCAUCUCUCCCUGGAUCAAUAAUCAAUAUUUCUAGUAUAGUAGGAAAAUAUGGAAAUAUGGGUCAAACAAACUAUUCAGCGAGUAAAGCUGGUGUUGUUGCUAUGACACAGACAGCGGCCAAAGAGCUCGGAAAGUUUAAUAUUAGGGUGAAUGCCAUUCUCCCAGGAUUCGUUAAUACUCCGAUAAUUAGCACAGUUCCUGAUAAAGUAAAGGAAAAUUUGUUAAAACUUGUUCCUCUUGGCAGACUAGGUGAACCAUCGGAGGUCGCCGAAGUUAUUACGUUUUUGAGUUCAGACAAGAGUUCCUUUAUAACUGGUGCUGCAAUAGAUGUCACAGGGGGCUACUGA